Molecule: messenger RNA, 2148 nt
Organism: Solea solea (common sole)
Lineage: Eukaryota; Metazoa; Chordata; Actinopteri; Pleuronectiformes; Soleidae
Gene: id4
Product: inhibitor of DNA binding 4
Exons: 3
Coding region: 250-711 (153 amino acids)
Biological process (GO): circadian regulation of gene expression; negative regulation of transcription by RNA polymerase II; cell differentiation
Cellular component (GO): cytoplasm; nucleus
Molecular function (GO): protein dimerization activity; transcription regulator activity
Source: RefSeq, a predicted model, not a curated record
ACUUCAUUCCUUUCACAUCGAGCGUGCUGAAUUGAGAGGAACUGCGAAGCUCCGCGGGACGUCAUGACUGAUUAGAUUUUCGCCCUUUGGUUAAGAUCGUAUCCUCGGUAUUCUUUUUUAUAUAUAUAUAUAUAUAUAUAUAGCUCGUAUCGUGUUUACAGCGCCGCGUCUCAUUACUGAAUUCCAGCCAGUCGUGUGUCAUUGUUCGCGUUUCCUUUCUUCCUCUCGCCGAGCCGUUGGUUAUUAAAGAUGAAGGCUGUUACUCCAGUCCACCCCCAGGACUCCUCCUCCAGCAGCAACCACCUCUACAUGCACUAUCUGUCGAAGCAGAGCCUCAACAUCGCCCGGUUCAGGAUGGAGGAGGAGGACCUGUUCUGCCUGCAGUACGACAUGAACGACUGCUACAGCCGACUGAAGCGCCUGGUGCCCACCAUUCCGCAGGAUAAGAAAGUGAGCAAAGUGGAGAUCCUCCAGCAUGUCAUAGACUACAUCCUGGACCUGCAGCUGGCCCUGGAGACGCACCCAUCCCUCAACAAACAGCAGCAGCAGCAGCAGCCACAGCCACAGCAGCCACAGCAGCGGAGCAGCGGCACCUGCCCUCCUCCAGCCUCCUCCAACCCGAGCCGGACACCGCUGACGGUGCUCAACACUGACCACUGUCAGAGGACAUCAAUAGUGAAAAAGCCUGAUGAUUCGCUUUUAUGCCGCUGAGACCUGAGCCCUGCAUUGGUGUGCAGGCUGUGCAGCAGAGCUGCUCCAAAGCCAGCAAAGCUUCGCCAGGGACUCGCACCCAACUGGAGGCACAAUCACAAGGGGAUUUCAGAAACCGCUGGGAGGAAUUAAACCCAAAUAAAGUCAUCAUUCACAUAAGCUUUUUUGUUCCACCGGACAAAGAAUCACUGUGUAGACGCUUCCCUCUCCUGACUCCUUUUUAAGUUGAUCUAACUUUACUUCUUCCCACUUUUAAAAAUGUCUCUAAAAGAGUGAAAAGAUGGAACCCCCCCAUGCUGAGAAGUCGUCUGUCAACAGCUCUGAAAACUGUUUGUGAAUUGUGCUUAAAGAAUAGCUAAAAACCGACUCCAGUUUAAAGCUUUACUAAACUGCGAAAAUUAUUGUACACAGUAUGUUUUUUUUUUUACAUCUAUUGUUUAAAAUAGAUGAUUUGUGUUGAACAGGGAAUCUCAUCCCUGGAAUCUUACAAUGUUUCAUAUUGUAAAGAAGAACAAUUCUGAUUCGAGUCAAUUAAGAUUGUACAUAAAGAGACGCAAAUGUUCUAUAAAAGUAUGUGAAAGGAAGACUUCUAUGUUUAAAAUAGACUAUUGUAAUUAUAAGAUAUUUUUAUUAAAACCUUUUCUGUUCUUUUUUUUGUUGUCGUUAUGUAAAUAUUGUGUUUCCACGUUAUGCUCUGACGGUGACGUCCUCACACGACGGUAUCAGUUAACUCUUUGCAGUGUUUUUUGGGAUAGUUUAAUACGUAGCAUGUGCGGCUCGUUGCAGAGAUGUUUGAAUGUGCACUGAAGCAGCAGACCUCCGUGUGUGUGUGUGUGUGUGUGUAGAUAAUGUGGUGAAGUUCAACACAACUAUGAUUUGGCCUGCUCAGCUUUCUCCUUGAAUUGUUUCUUAUUCAUUAACCGCGGCAGCUUUGACGAGCUGGAGGGGAAGCGUCGGCUUGAUAUUUGAUCCUUGUGGAAAAAAAAGAAAGAAAGAAAGAAAGAAAUAAUACACCAUGUUAUAUUUGUGCUGUCAAAGUUGCUGCUUGGGAAGUUAAUGAUUAACACCAUGAAAUCAAUUCAACUUUGUUGUUUUUCUUUCUUGUAAUGAACUGAUGAAAUCUGUGAACAUUGACAGACUCUUUCUAUUGGGCAACAGUCUAUUAAUGUAUUCAGCCAAUAUGCUUGAGUUGGUACACACUGAUUUCCCUGUUGGAAGUCAGUCGCCAUUGUUAUUGUAAAGGACAGAAAAAGAAAAAAAAAAACAAAGAAAGAAAAGAAACGCCUUUAUUUUUCAUGACAUUGAAUGCCGAAUUUACCUCACCACCCUCCUGCCAGUGUGAGAGGGCACUUGUACAUUACUGUUAGCUGCACUGUUGGACUUGACCUUCACUGGCUCGUGAGGAGUUGUCAAAACAAUUAAAGUUUCCAGGAAGAA